This is a messenger RNA of Naegleria gruberi, 2922 nucleotides long. RefSeq lists its product as uncharacterized. The record is from RefSeq and is a predicted model, not a curated record. The transcript has 4 exons. Bases 1 to 2922 code for a protein of 973 amino acids. NCBI's taxonomy places the organism in Eukaryota, Heterolobosea, Eutetramitea, Acrasida, Naegleriidae. Gene Ontology annotation, cellular component: exon-exon junction complex; cytoplasm. Gene Ontology annotation, molecular function: protein binding; RNA binding. Gene Ontology annotation, biological process: nuclear-transcribed mRNA catabolic process, nonsense-mediated decay.
AUGAAUGAAGAAAAGAAGGCUGAACUCCGAGCAAAGAAUGAACAGGCCUUGAAAGGAAAAAGACCCGAUGCUUCUUUCUUUAAAUCAUUGGAUGCUUCUAUUAAGAAGAAUAGUGCUUUUGUAAAGAAAAUUAAAUCAUUACAUGAAUUAACUCCUGAUCAAAAAGUAUCAAUUGUACCUGAUAUUCAAAAAUUAAAUCUUCGUAGAUUUAUUAGUGAAAUUGUUCAAGGCUUUUUAGAAAUGCCAUUAAAAUUGGAAGAUGUAGAUAUUAUUGUAGAAAUUGCAUCAUCACUUCAUCAAUUAUAUGCUGAAUUUUCUGAAAGUUUUGUUACAUCACUUGUAAAAUCAUGUAAAGAUUCUGACAAGAAGGAACCUAACCUACCUAGAUUACACGUUGUAUUAUUAAUUAUUACUAAAUUAUUCAUAACUAGGAUGCACGAUAAUUUUACAAUUGUAGGAACUGUUUUAAAGGGAUUUAUUACAAUCAAUAAGAAAACUUCACAAUCAUCAAUUUUAAUGCCUUUUUUAACAGAAUUCCAACAUGACUUUUUAAUUGGAAAAUCCUAUGAUGCUACUAAAUGUUUUAUCACUGAACCAGAACACAAACUUAUUAAUGAACAAUUCUUGUCAUUCUUUGAAACACUUUGUGAACGUUUAAGAUCUAAACAAAAGGAAAUUAAUGAAGAUGAACAAGCAGCUACAACAAAUAUUGAUGAUGGAAAUACUGAAAAUCUUGAUAAGGAAAAGAAAAAGUUGAAACAAUGGAAGAAACAAUACGAUUUAGCAAAAGAAGCUGCUGACAUUCUUCAAUCCAAGAUACCAUCAGAUAUUGAAGAUGCUUUACUUAAAGUUGAAGAUUUAUCAGCUAAAAAAGAACAACAAGAUAAAAAAGAUAUUCUCACAGAUAAUAUUGAUAAAUUUGUAAAUGAAAGAACAAGACAAUUCUAUGAAGAAAUACCUGAUAUUAAUACAUUAAUUAAUGAUAAGAAUGAAUUAGAAAAUAUAGUUUCUAUGGAAGAUUUAUUAGAUAAAUUACCUAAAAGACCACCUAUUGAUAAAUUAGCAACAACAUUGGCUAUAAAAUAUCUUAAUCAAAAAGGUAAUAGAACUAAAUUAGUUAAAAAGAUGUUUAGUGUUAAUAGAACAAGUUUAGAAUUAUUACCAUAUUAUAGUAGAUUAAUUGCUAUAUUGAAUCCACUUUUUAAAGAUGUUGGUAAAUCACUUGUUCAAUCAUUAGAAGAAGAAUUUAACAAAUUAUUUGAAGAACAAGAUCAAAUCAAAAUUGAAACCAAAGUUAAAAAUAUUAGAUUCUUGGGUGAAUUAAUUUUAUUUAAAAUAUGUCCAGAAGAGACUGGUAUUGAAUUUUUAAAGAAAUGUCUUUCACAAUUUCAUCAUCAUAAUAUUGAUGUUGCAUGUCAUUUUCUUGAAGUUUGUGGAAGAUAUUUAUAUGCACAAUCUACAUCACAUUUAUUAAUGGUUGAAUUAAUUUCUAAAAUGAUGAGAAUUAAAGAUAUUAAAGUACUAGAUGUAAAAUAUAAUACCAUGAUUGAUAGUGCCUAUUAUAAUACAGUUGUAAAUGUUGAUCAAGAAGUUGAAAAACCAAGAACAGUAUUUGGUGAAGAUGAUGAAUUAACACAAUAUGUUUUACAUUUACUUUUAUCAGAAUUGAACAAGUAUAAUAUUAAUACUGUUUUAAAACAAUUGAGAAAACUUCCAUACGAUGAUUUUGAUAGAAUUAAAAAUAUUAUCAAGAGUAUUCUAUCACAUAUAAGAGAAUGUGCAUUUGGUACUAUUCAUUUAAUGGCAAGUGUUUUAGGAGGUUUAUCAAGAUAUCAUGAAGAAAUUGGUGUUGUUAUUAUUGAUCUUUUAUUAGAGGAAAUUAGAUAUUCACUUCAACAAGAAUAUAUUGAUAAUAUUGAAUUGGGUAUUAAUCAAAAUGCUGAAUAUAUACCAUCUAGAUUAAGAUCUGAACAAAAAAGAAUUAUUGAUAUCAAAUUCUUGGGUGAAUUUUAUAAUUAUCAAUUAUUAGAUAUUAAUGUCAUUAUGGAUGUAUUGUACACAUUAAUUUUAUAUCCAACACCACUACUUCCACACAAACAAGAUACUUUUAGAUUGAGAUUAGUUUGUACUCUUCUAGAUACAUGUGGUCCUUAUUUUGAAACAUCUGCCGAUAGAAAGAAAUUAGAUAGAUUUUUAUUAUAUUUGCAGAGAUAUGUUUUAAGUAAACAGUAUCGUUUACCAGUCGAUAUGGAAAAUAUGUUAGCAGAUACUUUGGAUACAGUUAGACCUAAAUUGAAAUGGCCAAAGAAUUUGAAGGAAGUUGUUGAUAAAAUUGAUUAUAUUGAACAAAAGAAACCAAUUCCACUUCCAGGUCAAAGUAAAUCCAAUGAUCCACUUUCACUAUGGCCAAUUAAUGAUCAUGAGGAUGAACUUUCUGCAACUGCUGCUGCUGAAGAGGAAGAUGUUGUUCAAGAUGAAACUGAAGAUUCUCAAAACAACUCUAAAUCAUCAACACAUAAAGAUGAUGAUGGAGGUGAAUUGGAUAAGGAAUUAAUGGAAAUGAUUAAUCAAAGUAUUAAUGAGAGAAAAUACUUGACCAAUAAUAAUAUUGUCAAGAUGGGUACAUUGAUUUCAAAACCACAAGAAAUGAUGACACAAGCUAUUACACCUAAAAUAAUUCAUCAUCAACAACCAGCACAUCAUCAUCAUCACCAACAACACAUUCAACACACUCAACAUGCUCAACAUGCUCAACAUGAUAGUACAAAUACAUCAUCAUCAUCACCACCACCACCAAUGGCUCAAAAGAUUACCAUUCUCUCUAAACAAGGUAGAACUAAUAAGGCACAAGAAGUUUUUGUUGCUGCCAAUGUUACAAAAUUAUUGAGAAAAGAUUCAAACAACAAUAACACUACUCAAUAG